UAAUUCUCAAACUGGUCUUCAUUGACUUCCCACUCGUGUUUAAGGUUGCUUUUCCUCAGAGACAGAGGGUUUAAUCAUUGGGAUUUAGGAUUUUGAGACUGGAGACGAUGAAUGUGAAAUUGCAGAUGAAUUAAGAGUUUAUGUCUAGCUUCAAGACUGGUCCAUGUGCUGUUAAGCUGGACCACACACAGGAGCUAUAGCAGCAAGGGAGUCCUUCAGCCCGGCAUCGCCAUGACUCAUCUCCAUCAUUGGAUCACAUGGGGAACGUGCAUCAUACUGCUCUUCAUUCCCAGCCUGAUUAGAGUCAAAGCGGGAGAGAUAUCAGGACCGUGUGAAGGCAGAGACUGUUCCGUCUGCAAAUGUCUGCUUGUGAAAGGAGGAAGGGGAGCCCAUGGAGCCCACGGAGGGCAGGGGUCACGCGGGCCUAACGGGCCAAUCGGAGCAACCGGACGUCCCGGCCAGAAGGGCAAACGAGGACAGGAGGGCCAGCCCGGACCAAUGGGGCCCAAGGGGGACCGGGGUGUGACAGGACCACCAGCUUUUGGCGGGCUACAUGGAUUAGAUGGUUUACCAGGAGAAGGAGGUCUACCUGGUGAGACAGGUGUGGAUGGAUGCAAUGGGACAAGAGGACGGACUGGUACCCCAGGACUCACAGGAGAGAGGGGGCCCUUAGGCCCACGGGGUUCUCCAGGAAUAAAAGGAAUGAAGGGUGAGCCCCAGUAUAGUGGGGCUACACUAGAGGGUCCGGGAGUUCCUGGGCCCCCUGGUUCUCCUGGUUUACCUGGACCCAGAGGAUUUAAGGGUCUGCCUGGCCCAGACGGAAAAAGAGGUAUUGAUGGUAGGAAUGGGGCCAAUGGUGUAAAAGGUGACACUGGAAGAUCGCUGCCAGGCGAGCCAGGAGAUGAGGGAGAUGUGGGACAACCUGGACCACCAGGACAACUUUUAGAAGUAUCUGAGCCUCCACCGGAAUUCUUUACCAAGGGGGCAAAGGGUGACAAAGGCGACCCUGGAUUAUGUGGACUCAAAGGCCGACCAGGGUUUGCAUUACCUGGAAACCCAGGAGAAAAGGGCAUUCUUGGAUAUGUUGGCGCUCGUGGUGAACAUGGCAGUCCGGGAGCAACAGGACCUGGGGGUGUUAAGGGCCCCUAUGGAAAUCCUGGGCUUCCAGGAAUAAAUGGACUCCCCGGUGCUAAGGGAGAAAAAGGACAGACUGGCUCGAAAGGAGUUUCAAGUUUUGCAGAUGGGACAUCUGUUCCAGGGCCUGAGGGAGAUCCAGGAGAUUCAGGAGACCCAGGGUUGCCAGGUGAAACGGGCUCGAUGGGGGCCCCAGGGCAGCCAGGUCCUCAUGGCCAAACACAACCAGGCUUUGAUGGCAGACCAGGAUUUAAAGGCCCUCCAGGUUUGCCGGGCUUGCCGGGUGACCCAGGGCAGUUUUACAAUGGUGAGGGCGCUACUGGAGCUGCCGGUUUGCCAGGGCCCCCUGGUCCAAAAGGGAAUCGAGGACGCCCAGGUGUGAGUAGAGGAUGCUUCGGCUACUGUGAUCCUGGUUUCCCGGGUGUUAAUGGGGAGAAGGGUGAUCGAGGUGAACCUGGACAAGCUGGUGUGAAAGGGCUGAGAGGCUAUCCUGGAGAGUGUUUGUGUGAUUCGUCCCCUGAUCGUCAGGGUCCCACAGGACCUCGAGGACCAGACGGCUCUCCUGGUUACCAAGGUUCAGUGGGCCCAGCUGGAGCAAGGGGGGACCCUGGCUUCAAUGGAGACCCUGGAUCUGUAGGCCUUGAUGGAAUCCCAGGGGUACCUGGUCACCACGGUGUCAAAGGCCAGAAGGGAGAAUCCUAUUUUGGUGCAAAAGGCAGGAAGGGUGAGCAGGGGGUUCCGGGAUCACCUGGUAAUAAUGGAGCUCAAGGUCCACCUGGCCCUGAUGGAGCCCAUGGACCUGAUGGAGAUCAAGGGCUCCCAGGUGAUAGCUAUACUGGAUGUGCAGGUGACAAGGGAUACCAAGGUUUGCCUGGGCCAAAAGGACCUCCAGGCCCACCAGGACCCCCUGGUCCAGGUAUCCCUGGCCCAGCCGGAGACAGAGGACUAGAGGGAGAUAUAGGACCACAGGGCCCCCCUGGUUUUCCUGGGCCUCCUGGACCUAGGGGCGAUAUAUGUGAGCAGCGCUGUGAAGUUGGAAGAGGUCCAGAUGGCCCUCCAGGACUACGUGGACCGCAAGGAGUUCCCGGGAGAUCUGGAGGUCAAGGGCAGCCGGGGACGCCAGGUCCUCCUGGACCACCAGGAUUGAAAGGGCCGAAAGGGGACGAUGUAUUCCGUCAAUCGUUGGGACCCCCAGGAAGCCAAGGUCCAUCUGGUGAUCCGGGUGAUCCAGGCCGUCCGGGACACGUCGCAGAUGGCCCACCGGGCCACCCAGGUCACCAGGGGCCUCCAGGCCCGAAAGGACGACCAGGUGAUGGUGGGGGGCCAAAUGGCAUUCCUGGCCCUGUUGGACGAAGAGGAUCUUCUGGACCCCCUGGACUAAAGGGUGUAAAGGGAACACCUGGCCUACCUGGUGGACCAGGAGGCCGGGGCUAUACAGGGACCAGUGGUUACAAAGGGCAUAUCGGAGACCCCGGGCCCCCAGGGCCCUCAGGUCCUCCAGGACGUCCAGGGGUGGUGUGUGAACCAUUGCCAGGCUCAGUGGGUCUGCCUGGUCCAGGAGGAGCCAUUGGACCUGUAGGUUCCAAAGGUUCCAAAGGUGAAACUGGGCCGCCAGGCCCCACAGGUCCUGGUCCCAAAGGACCCCCAGGGUUGCCUGGAGCACCUGGUCUACUAGGACCCCCUGGGUUAGCAGGACGGCCUGGGCUGCCCGGAGACCCUGGACUACCUGGCCUUAACGGAAUGAAAGGUAACAGAGGUGUCCCAGGAAUACCUGGCUUUGGGGGACCUGGAAAUCGGGGAGUGACAGGCCGCCCUGGAAGAAAAGGAGACCCAGGUUACCCAGCACGGGAUGGGGAUGAUGGUGACCGAGGCUUCAAAGGAGUAAAAGGUGAGAGGGGAUACCCAGGGCCUCCAGGACUUUCACCCAUUCUACAGCAGGGUGAAAUGGGAAACCCGGGACCUCCAGGGCCAAAUGGACGUCCUGGAGACAGAGGUGAUAAGGGUUUCCCAGGACCACCAGGUCGGCCAGGUCCGAACGGUGUGGACGGCCCACCUGGGUAUCAGAAAGGCCCGCGAGGUCCGCCAGCAUGGUGCGAACAUCCUGGACUCCCCGGCCCUCCUGGACCUCGGGGAGAUCGGGGGCCCAGUGGGGUUCCUGGAUUCGAUGGUGGCAAGGGUGACCCAGGUGUCUCAGGAGCGCCAGGUCCAUAUGGACUGCCAGGCUUAGAUGGCAUGAAAGGUGAACCAGGGCCCAGCCAAGGACUCCCCGGGCCUCCAGGGCCGAAAGGAUUGCCGGGAGACACUGGUCCUCCAGGGACAAGUGGAGACCCGGGAGAGAAGGGUGACUAUGGCUAUCAUGGAUUACCUGGCCCCAAAGGAAACCAAGGUCCCACAGGGCUCCCAGGCCCUGCUGGUCCUCCAGGAUCUGGUUUCGGUGGUCCCCCAGGCCCCAUUGGCCCUGAAGGACCUCCAGGCCCUAAAGGUUACCCUGGACCCACAGGUCACCCGGGCCCAACAGGAGAUCCAGGUCUGCCUGGUCUGGAUGGCCUUAUAGGCUCAAAGGGAGAGAGAGGAUCAAGUGGGUCAGGUGUAGGUUUCCCAGGACCCCCUGGUUUUCCUGGAGAUCAAGGCCCACGAGGAGAACCAGGACUCAAAGGAUUCUCUCAACCAGGAUCAAAGGGUUUCAGAGGCAAUCCAGGAUCACCAGGCCUCCUAGGUGUCCCGGGGCCGCCAGGCAAUCCUGGGAGAGACUGCACGCAGAGCAACAGAGGACCUGUUGGAGAUCCAGGCCCCCCUGGCCAUCAUGGCCCUCCAGGACAGAGUGGUCCUCCAGGACCGCCCGGCCCAACACAUGCCUACCGAGGAGACAGUGGUGACCCUGGACGGCCAGGCCAGCCGGGACUCAAAGGGGACCCGGGAGCCCUUGGGCCUCCAGGACCCCCAGGAUAUAAUGGACCCGCUGGCCCUAAAGGACUCAGAGGAUACGAGGGUCCCAGAGGACCACCUGGUCAUGCAGGCCAGCCUGGUUUCCCUGGUCCCCAAGGCCUCCCAGGAAUCUCAGGACCGCCUGGUCCACCAGGCCGAAAGGGUGAGCAAGGUGUAGUUAUAGGUGUUAUAGUUACGCCACCUGCUGGACUUAAAGGCCUCCCUGGUCCUAGCCAUGGCCCUCCUGGUCCGGCUGGCCCUGCUGGCCCCACUGGAUCUCCAGGAUUCAAAGGACCCAAAGGUGCAGAGGGGUCUCGUGGGUCAUCUGGAGGAGAUGGUCCUGAGGGACCUCCUGGACUCAGAGGAGAUCCAGGUGAUCCUGGAGUCAAUGGAUUUGUGGGACCUGAAGGCCCACAAGGGGAAACAGGAGACCCUGGUUUCCCAGGAAGCAUAGCAUCAGUUAGCCCUGGCUUCCUAUUGGUCAUUCACAGCCAGUCAGCAACCAUACCCAAGUGUCCUCGGGACAUGCAUGAGAUGUGGAAUGGCUACAGUCUUCUCUAUCUGGGAGGACAAGAGAGAGCUCACACACAGGACCUUGGUCAAGCAGGUUCUUGCAUGCCCACCUUCAACACCAUGCCAUUCAGCUACUGCAACAAAGACUCCUGCGACUACGCCAGCCGCAACGACAAGUCCUAUUGGCUGUCCACCACCGCCGCUGCGCCCAUGAUGCCCAUGGAGGGCCACAACAUCUCGCUCUUCAUCAGUCGCUGCGUGGUGUGCGAGAUCCCGUCCCCCGCCGUGGCCUUCCACAGCCAGGGCGAGGAGAGGGUUGGGUGUCCAGCAGGCUGGAGGACACUGUGGCAAGGAUACUCAUUCCUUUUGUCCACUGGCACAGGAGAUGAGGGGGGUGGCCAAUCCCUGACCUCCCCAGGAAGCUGUUUAACGGACUUCCGUACCCAACCCGCCAUCGAGUGCCAGGGAGCCAGAGGCACAUGCCACUACUUUGAGAACUUGUACAGUUUUUGGUUGACCAGCGUUAGCCUUUAUGAUCAAUUCAUAGUCCCCCCAACGCCAGUCACACUCAAAGGUCCGACGGAACAGAGAAAUCGUGCAAGCAAAUGCCACGUGUGUAUGAGGAGCAGCAUACAGUUACAGCAACAGUAAUCUGAUUACAUAACAUUUUUAUGUAGAUCAUACAUUUUUAUGAAUUCAUUUUUAUGAAUUACAAUCUACAAUCCCUGUUUUCUUUACUUUUUAAUUGAAGUUUAGUGUGAAGUAUUAUCUUUUGUGAGAUCCUUUCGUUGGUUGUCAUGAUUUGUAAUUAUACUUCAUCAAAAGGAUAAAGACAAAGUUCUAUGUCAGUGUUAAUCCCCAUAAAUAUACAUAGCAGUUUGGUUUAAUUAACAAAUUAGAACUACAUGUAUGUGAUAUUGUGAACCUAUUCAUUCAAAGCUGUAUUUUUCAUUUCUGCAUAAUCAACAAAUAUAAUUUCUUAUUCUCCUUUGUAGUAAUUAGUAUUUGACCAUUUGCGAUAGAAUUAAUGAAAGCUAUCUGACCAGCUUUAGUUCGAUAAUUACAUUCUUCUGUAUAAUUAUAUAAAAACGUAAUAUUGAUCCUAAAUGUGUUGUAGACUGUUCAAUAACAAGCUAUCCUAAACUAAAGCUCAUUGAAUCCUUAGAUCAGUUUGUCAAACAUUCUGUAUUUGGCAUUUUUUGUUUCUUCUAGUGUCUCAGUUGGUCCCAUAUCGCCCUGUAUGUAUGCUAGACCUGAUUUAUCAUGGUCCUCUCGGAUUGUCAAUGUUCAUUCAUGGCAUCUAACCUGCCUCUGAUAUGUUACAAUUUGAACAUUGUGAUCAAUUUUUGUUUAAUGUGACUUAAGGGUGCUGUGUCCAGUUUUAAUGUAUUAUGUGUUUUACAAUCAACUCUGUCUUUCGGUGCAUGAGAUGUCAUACCAUGUAGUAAUAUCUGAUGUGGUUCUGUAUGCAUUUGUGUAAUCCAUCAGUGCCCUCAGUGGACAUG
Molecule: messenger RNA, 6077 nt
Organism: Sardina pilchardus (European sardine)
Lineage: Eukaryota; Metazoa; Chordata; Actinopteri; Clupeiformes; Clupeidae
Product: collagen alpha-4(IV) chain-like
Exons: 48
Coding region: 232-5223 (1663 amino acids)
Biological process (GO): extracellular matrix organization
Cellular component (GO): collagen trimer
Molecular function (GO): extracellular matrix structural constituent conferring tensile strength
Source: RefSeq, a predicted model, not a curated record